Molecule: messenger RNA, 2622 nt
Organism: Suillus plorans
Lineage: Eukaryota; Fungi; Basidiomycota; Agaricomycetes; Boletales; Suillaceae
Exons: 7
Coding region: 1-2622 (873 amino acids)
Source: RefSeq, a predicted model, not a curated record
AUGGUAUUGAUAUGGGGCGACUCAGGGAGGCCAACCUUCUUAAAGAUCUCUGAGGAAGUUAGUUCUACGCGAGUUGCACUACUUGAUGUAGUGCUGGUGAAAGCAGGGCUACUUGGCCGAGCAGGAGAUGAGACUGGUGAUGAGGACACAGGCUCCAUUAGCCUGGCGCUAUGUCCCAACUGCAAAUUGGGGGAAUAUCCAUCCAUCGAGGCGCUUAUCUCACAUCUCAAUUCUCCAACUACUUGUUGGCCAUCCGACGCACGACCACGAACAUUACCCAUUCCUUCAGUAUUCAAUCAAAGUGGUCAGAUACCCGUCACUGGUACCUGUCACCCGCAAUCCGGAUACGUCUAUGGUGUCGGUAGAAAUAUGCUGGAUAAAUUGGAAGACGAUCAAUAUGCGCAUCAACGGAAGAUAAAUCAUUAUUACCCUUUCCAUGAUGAAGGCGAAUGGGAAUUAGGGAAGUUUUUGGUGGAAAACCUUACUCAAACGCAGAUAACCAAGUUCUUAAAGUUGAAAUGGGGCUAUAAGACUGUCCGUCCCGUGGACAUCGUUUGGCGUGAUGCGCUAGAGGUCGUGAAGCAACUAUUUAGUGACCCAACUUUUGCGAACCACAUGACCUUCAACCCCUACGUCGCUAAUGUCAAGAAUCAACGUGAAUACGGAGACUAUAUGAGUGCCGAUAUGGCAUGGAAAAUUCAGGACCAUCUCCCAUUGGGUGCGACUCAAGUCCCAAUAAUCUUGGGAUCUGAUAAAACACCUGUGACGCGACUUGCUGGAGGAAUUGAGAUGCACCCGGUCUUCGUCACCAUCGGUAACAUUGAUUCUGAGGUUCGCUCCAAGGCAACAUUACGAGCUUGGCGCUGCGUAGCCUACAUUCCUGUAAUCAAGUUCCGCGUUCACACAGAUUACCAGUCUAUUCUCCAGGCUAGACUGUGGCACAAAUGUAUGGACCUUGUUUUCGCCAACCUCAAGGUCGCAGCAAAGGAUGGCUGCUUCAUGCCCGAUCCUUCCCGCUAUAUUCACCAUGUGUUUACGCCACUUGUCGCUCAUGUGUGCGACCUACCGGAGGCUACUAUGAUCGCCACAGUUGAUCCCUGGGAUCUCGACAAGUUCCAGAAAGCGGCCAAAGCCGUUAAUCUAUCUGGAGUUCACAUGCCAUACUGGCGUGAUUGGAUGUUUGCGUGUCCGUCCAUUUUCCUCGCUGGUGAGGUGCUGCACACCUGCCAUAAGUUUUUCGCGGACCAUCCGCUGAAAUGGAUCAAAGAAGCUCUAGGAGAUUAUGAGCUCGAUACCCGCUUCAUGGUCCAGCACAAGCGAGUCGGAACGCGCCACUUCGCAAAAGGUAUCACACACGUUAAUCAAAUGACAGGCCGCGAGCAUAGAGACAUUCAACGCACUAUCGUUGCGUCGAUCGCAGGGGCCGUUCCACCCAGAUUCGUUCGUACAAUCCGUGCCCUUGUAGACUUCUUUUACCUCGCACAAAAUCCGGUUCACUCCCCUGAAUCACUUCAGUCAAUGGUUCAAGCACUUUCAGACUUCCACUCUUUCAAGGACGCUAUCAUUCAGGCCGAGGCAAGGAAGGGGAAGAAGGGCGUCAAAGAAGAUUUUUUCAUUCCCAAACUCGAGCUUCUCCAAAGCUUCAUUCAGAAAUUAGGCACUUUGAUGCAGUUCUCUGCUGAUGUGACGGAGCGGUUACUCAUCACACACUACUUUACGGAGCAGUGUGUACGGAUUCUUAACCGCCAAGAGUCUAUGGAAAUGUUUGGCCUGUACACGCUGUUAACUUCUCGCGGGGCGUCACUAGUUAAUGCGAUAUACGCUGAAGAUGAAGAUGUCACAAUUGCCAAUCCCGCACUCUCCUGGGUCUCCCGAGUUCUCCCUGACGAAGUUAAGUCAAUACAUGGUCCCCGACCAGUCCGCAAUCACUUUCUCAAGGGUAUUCUCUCUGGAGAUGCACUCACCGCUUUUCAACUCAAUAUCACACCUGAUUACAAAUCGCUAUCACCGUCUGACAUACGCACGAAAUAUGCACUCUUUGGCUUUGAGCGUGCGCUCGGCGAAUUCAUUUGUCGUUCCCCCCUUUCUAGUGGUGAAAAUUCUUGCUGGGACCCCAAGUAUGGGCGCUUCCAGGUAUGGCAUAAAUUCCGAUUGCAACUUCACUCGGCCUUCCAGCCGCGAGUCAUCAUGCCGAGUCGCGUGGUGCAAGCGUACCCACCGAGCGAUGAUUUUCCCUUUGGAAAUUGUGAUACUGUUCUCGUGGACACCACAGGCAUUGAUGGCAAAACCAGUUCCAACGUGGAACUACCAUCGUGUCUCUCAGACCCACUUCUCUACGUCCAAUUUUUCCACUUUAUUUCCAGCCCUGACGAUUGUCCCGAACUCGCAAUGUGGACCGUGGAGCGCACAUACACGCAGGAGGAAAACGGUAAUCGCUGUAGGAAGGGGGCUGUCAUACGAGUGACAGACGUGACACAUGCGGUUGAGUUGAUACCAGUUUAUGGUGAGGCAGUGGCCAAUAGCGUGUCCUCUGCGACAUCUUUGGAAUGCUAUGAGCGUUUUUUCCUGAAUAACUUCGCAGACAAGGAGAGUUAUCACACAUUCAGUACCGAGUUUGUAUAG